UUCCAGUGGUGGCUAAUACCAAGUUACAACAGGUGUAGUAACAAUAACUGUAGUAACUGGUGGAUAUCUCAUCAUUCAUUUCCCUCAGGACACAAUUGACCGUAACACCACGUGUGCUGCUGCUGUCGUCAUUUUCAAUCAGGAACAGGAACUGAACAGUCACUAAAUCGAUCUUCAUAUUUGUGUCCGAGUUUGUUUUCUCGUCGCGGAUUCAAACCACUAUGACACCUUUAAAAGUUUUGCUUCUGCUUCUGGCUUUGUGGACUGUUUCUUUCGCCGAGGACACGAACACUCAGCCCAAGCUCGGGGCCACUAAAUCACCCACAACCAAGAACACUUCCAGCAUCAGCAUCAGUCCUGACGAGUCUCCUAAAAACACCAGCAUAACCCAAAUGAAAUCCCCCGACGGGAGGUUCAAUCUGGACGGCGCGAUGAUUAACAGGGCUCUGUAUGUUCUGAUCGGAAUCACGGCCAUCGGAGUCCUUUAUUUCUUAGUGAGAGCGGUCCGUCUGAAGAAAACAAAUGUACAGAGGAAGAAAUAUGGGCUCCUGUCAAACUAUGACGACACAAUGGAGAUGGCACACCUGGAAAGCGACGAGGAAGACACCACAGUUUAUGAGGCCAAAUCCUUAAGAAGAUGAAUUCUGGGACUGUUUGACACUGCCAGAAAAAAAAAAAAAGAAUGUGAUGAAGACAAUCCCAUGAUUUUCACAAUAACAGCUGUCAAAUGAUUUUGUCAUUUUCAACAACUGUGGGAGAACCUAGGAUGCUUGGAUUCCUUUUUUCCCCAUGAAUAAAGCGGGUGUAGGUUUAUACUAGACCAGUACUUUUUGGACUGAUAUGACCUAAUAGAUCUUCUUGCAAGGUCAUAAAUUGUGUUUUGGUGUCAGAUGGAAAUUAAUAUGGGAUCAAAACUGUUUUGUGCCAAAGCUACUUAUGCAUAAUUUUUCAGAGGUGUUUUUUUAAGGAGUCUGAAACUUGAGUAAAUGGAUGUUAAUAGUUAAUACUGUAAACAACCACCCAUCAUUUCCAAUAUGCAAACACUGAAAGGCUGAAAGUUGUUUGCUAAUUUGUGUCUAUAAUAUAAUUUGGACUCAGUGAAUUAGUUAUAGUUAUUGUUUUAGAUGAACCAUCAUGAUUUAUAUUAUGAUUUUGUUUCAGAUACCUUUAUAUAUUCAGCUAAAUCUUUCUUUCUUUCUUAUGCUACUACAUUGAUUUCAGAAAUGAAUUCUGAUGUUCAGGGAUGGAUUCUAGCAAGUUCACAAAUUCCAUGUGUACAAAUGUUUUCCAAAUAUCAGCUUAUAUAAGAGAUGCACUUUUAUUUUUUAUGGUUUAGGUACUUAAAUCCAGGGUUUUGCUGAAGCUAAAAAGCAUCAGCCAGUCCUUUUUUAUGACAGUCAUGCCAACACUCUUCACCAGAACUCUAUUCUACCAUUUCUGAGUUUGUUUGAUAAAUAAUAGGAGUUCUAUUUUAAGAAACUAAACAUUCGCAUCCUGUUAAGUUAGGUUCCAGACUUAGUCAUUUAUGCUCACCUCUGCAUUCAAAGUCAUUUGGCUUGUUAACUUUGUUUUCAUGGGACUCAUCACAUAUGAGCGCUACAGGUCAUGUAUUAUUGGGCUUACAGAGAAGAGGGGUGGAAAUGAGACUGCUCUUUCUCCAGCCUUUAUUUUCUACAUGGCUUAUGAUUUUUGAGCUAGUGUUUGAAGAGAAGCUUUAUAAGACAUCAUGAUCUUUCCUUGCAUUGUUUAAAGGUGGCAGGCUUUUGAAUGUGCAUCAUUCUCACUUUUCCAGCUUAAAAAUGUAAGGGGUAUGAUUGUGUGAAGAAGCACAUUGAGCACAUGGCUUUCUUAGACUUUAAAAAGGUGUGGAGAGUGAAAUAUUUACUGAAAUAUCGAUUACUGUCAGUUUGAUAUGCAUGAAGAAUCACUAUAUCAAUAUUUAAUGUACAUAAUUUGAAUGAUUCCUAAAGUGUGCCUUUAUAUUGAUAUGUGUCCCCUUUUUUGUAAUUGCAAUUGACUGGAUGUGAUUUUGACCUUUUUUUUUUUUUUUUUUUUUUGUUAUUUUGUUAUUAAAUUCUAUUCUCUAUUUUCAACCUUGUAAAGUUUUUUAUUUUGCCUUUCUCAAAAUGAUUUCGUAUGUGAUGAAUUUCAGA
Messenger RNA from Myxocyprinus asiaticus (Chinese sucker), 2153 nucleotides. RefSeq names its product protein FAM174C-like. The record is from RefSeq and is a predicted model, not a curated record. Gene Ontology annotation, cellular component: extracellular region. The transcript has 3 exons. NCBI's taxonomy places the organism in Eukaryota, Metazoa, Chordata, Actinopteri, Cypriniformes, Catostomidae. The coding region runs from base 222 to 641 and encodes 139 amino acids.